AUGAGCCUAGACGGUUUUAGGAUUGUUAGAAUUGCUAGGCUUAGUAUCAUCCCCUUCAGCACAGGAGAUUCCGCGAGGCCGUGGCGGAAGGCUGGCCGUGGCAGCAGAGCUGGUGGUAGAGCUGGAGGCCGAGCAGGCCGAGGUCGUGGUCGUGGACUUCCGGAGGAGUCGGGAGAGAGUGUCGGCACCGAGUGUGCAUACUGCGUCGGUGACCCAGUCAGUUCCGUUGGCGGUGAUGCCAGUGCCAGUGUUGGUUUGGGAGCGGGGGCUGCUCCGGGUGGGGGUGGCGCUCCGGCUCCGGGUCGUGAUGACUUAGUGGUGGGGUUGCUGACGCAGCUGUUGGCUCGUUUUCCGCCGGUGGUUCCACAGGGGGCUCCAGGAGUACCGCCAGUGGCAGAGGUGCAGCAUGUUGCUGCAGAGGUUGCGCAGCCGGGGCUGCAGAUGCCGUUAUUUGGAGUUUAUGGGCCACAUGCAGAGAUUGGUACGCCUUUCUUCGAGGGCAGAGUUGGUCCGGAGGAGGCAGACGCGUGGCGUCAGAGAGUGGAGCGGAACUUUCAUUCGAUCCGUUGUCCGAUAGAGUACUGGGUGGAGUUAGCGGUCCACUAUUUGAGUGGCGAUGCUCAUUUGUGGUGGCAGGCCGCGGUGGGCCGGAGGGCAUUUUGGACUUGGGGCGACUUCCUUGUGGAGUUCAACGCCAAGUAUUUCCCGAGGCAGGCUCGUGAUCGUCUUCAGAUGCGGUUUAUGGCAUUGAGCAGGGUUCGCGUUCUGUACGCGAGUAUGAUGCGGAGUUCAGCCGUCUGUUAG
Microthlaspi erraticum is the source of this 804-nucleotide messenger RNA. Lineage: Eukaryota; Viridiplantae; Streptophyta; Magnoliopsida; Brassicales; Brassicaceae. The record is from the annotation of a GenBank genome assembly.